AAUACGGCGGUUCUUCAACGAUGAAGUACCAGACCUUCAACCCAGGGUUCAGCUCCAAGUCCUACGUCUACACAUCCUCCAGACCUGUCAUGGUGAGUUCUACCCAGGUAUUAUAAAGGUAUUCUGAACAAUAUCGGCCUACCAAAACAUACAGUAUAAUCUUACAUACUGAAUCUUAGGAAAAUAUUGCUUCCAUUACACAUCCAAUGGUUUCUGGGUAUCAGAUAAUAUGUUUAGCAGAUGGUUAAAAGAGCCCUGCAGACCUAAGGGUUGUCUCCAAUAAAGAUAUAUUAUAGACAGUGUCUGUCUACAUCAAAAUAUGCAGCGUAAACUCUGUGUCUGCUCUCUGCAGCUCCCUGUAAAUACAGUCGUCUAUGACACAGUGGGAGGGUUUCACAGUGCAGUGUGCCGGAGCCAUUGAGCUAGGUCUUCUCUGGGCUCUGGAAGUGUGGUAUUUCACAGCGGCUCUCCACCACUCUCUCCAGGAUCUAAAGUCCACCCUCCAGAUUCCUCCACAUCUCACAGUCAGAAUAUUUCCACCCUCCAGAUUCCUCCACAUCUCACAGUCAGAAUGUUUCCACCUCACGUUAGCAUAGCAGAUAUCAUUAGACGAUGACACCAUUACGCAAUGACAUUGUUGAAUAAACUUGCCAUUGAUACAUUCAUUCAUUUAAUUAAUGUAAUAUUUUACCAGACGUAUAUUGUGUUUUUAGAUUCAGCAAAUAUACAGUACAUACCAGUGGAGGCUCCUGAGGGGAGGACGGCUCAUAAUAAUGUCUGGAUCGGAGCCAGUGGAACGGCAUCAAACACAUGGAAACCAUGUGUUUGAUGUAUUUUAAUAUUUGAUACCAUUCCACUGAUUCCGCUCCAGCCAUUACCACGAGCCCGUCCUCCCCAAUUAAGGUGUCACCAGCCUCCUGUGGUACAUACAGUAGAAUAUAUACAGUAAGAAAAUGAUUCAAAUUACACGGUGACGGUAACAGCAUAAAAUACUCCCUUAUAGUGUGACGAGGUGUGAAUGACGGAGUCAGGCGCAGGAGGUAAAACAAGUACAGGAGGUAAAAACACUGAAAUCCAGAGUUUAUUCAGUGUUACAUGAAUAAAGUGCAGCAAGCGUCAAAACGAAACUAGCACAAGGGAAAAAUCCACCUUGGCUACAUUCAAGGAAAGAGUAGCUCAACCGAGUUACUCACUCUCACAAUGAACAAUCACUCACAGAGGACAAGGGGGGCAGAGGGAACACUUAUACACAGACUAAUGAGGGAAUGAGUACCAGGUGUGUGUGAUUGACAAGACAAGACAAGACAAGACAAAUGGAGUGAUGAUAAAUGGAGCGGUAGUGGGCUAGUAAGCCUGUGACGACGAACGCCGAAACCUGCCCCGAGCAAGGAGGAGGGGGCAGCCUCGGCUGAAUUCGUGACAUAUAGUGGCCUUGUUGACUGCAAAAAAAAUCUAAACUCAACAAUUUCCCAUGACUUUACAAUGAGCUUUUUCACAAUGUAGGUACACAGACUUUUUACUUGUGUCAACACUAGUCCAUAGAAAUGAACCACUCCCUUUUAUGACAGUGACUCAUAGCAUUUACAGUAUGUGCUGAAGGGUUUGGAAAGGUCAUAGGUCAGAGUUUGGUGCCCGCGCUGCAGAGUAUAAUAGAGGCGGGGUCAUAGAGGCGGGGUCAUAGAGGCGGGGUCAUAGUGAUUUGCAUUAAGCAGUAGACAUAUAGAGUUAGACCACAGUGAUUUGUUCAUUCUCAACAUACAGUAUAGAAAUGUGCCUCUGGCCUUCGAAAAAAAAAACAAAUUCUUUCUCUGGCUGUUAUCAUAGAUAACAUGCUGCAGGUGGUUUCUGAAAAUAAUUCAAUCUUUCUAAGAAUCCAUUGAGUCUAAGUCAGGGAGGGUUUCCUUCCAAGGUCGAGAGAGAAGGCGCUGUUGUACACUCCAGCCACUGACAAGAUGGAACGGUAUCUGUGGUCACAUGUCAACAAUACUGAUGGAAUGUUGAAGUUCGUCACCUGGAAGCCAAAUAUGGUCUACCAGUUUAUUGAGAUCUGUACUAGAGUUUUCUCCCGGGGUGCCUGGCAUGUCUCAGCUUGUCUUUGUCAAUAAAACAUGUCAUACUCUGGAAGCCAUCCUGAUCUCUCGUCAUUAUUGAUCACCCCACCCAGACCUUCACUACUGCGUAGUAAUAAGGAUUCACCAUGCCUUUCAUCCUGCCAUAGUGCCCUUGAGCAAGGCACUUAACCCCUAUCUACUGGGAGGGUGUGGGGGGGUUACAGUCUGUGUCUCUGGGGUUGGUUAAAAGCAAAAAUACUCAUUUCCAUGGACUUAAAGGAAAAUAUACAAUAAAAUCUUCUUCUUCUUCUUCUCCCCCCUGUCCCAGGCACCCAGGGUGGCUCAGUACUCUGGCGGUUUCUCCUCCCGCUCUGCGGUGGAUCUGAGUGGUGGUCAGAGGGUCGCAAUGGGGAGUGGAGGAGGAGGAGGAGGAGGUGGAGGAGGAGGAGGAGCAUACCAGUACCACGAUAACAUGAGUCUGAGCGGGGGCUACCAGGGAGAAGGGGGCUACCAGGGAGGAGGGGGAUACCAGGGAGAAGGGGGCUACCAGGGAGGAGGAGGAUACCAAGGAGAAGGGGGCUACCAGGGAGGAGGGGGAUACCAGGUACCAUGUUAAUGAGUUACUGUAUUCUAUGUACUGUAUAAUUCUUCCACUACCAUUCAAAUACUUUUGGACAGCUGAAUAAAGGCACCGUUAUUUUUUUGGGGGGGCAUAUGUUAAUACUGAAUGUAUACCAGUGUGCUGAUGAACUCUGUUCUACCAGGUUGGAGGAGGAGGGGCCAUGAGGCAACAGAUGACCCGGGCGAUGAGCUGUGCUCCCGGCCCAGACCUAGAGACCAUGUCCCUGCGCUCCGUGAGGCUCCAGAACCUGCCCGCUCAGGUAUCUGAGUUUAGAUACACUCUACUAUGUGUUCUGUGUGUAUUGUGUCAAUGUCAACGUAAGGUUUUUCUUUCAAGUGUUGUUUUGUAUGUCUGUAUUGAUGUUGAUGUUCUCUAUCUGUAUUGAUGUUGAUGUUCUCUGUCUGUAUUGAUGUGGUAUUGAUGUUGAUGUUCUCUGUCUGUAUUGAUGUUGAUGUUCUCUGUCUGUAUUGAUGUGGUAUUGAUGUUGAUGUUCUCUGUCUGUAUUGAUGUGGUAUUGAUGUUGAUGUUCUCUGUCUGUAUUGAUGUGGUAUUGAUGUUGAUGUUCUCUGUCUGUAUUGAUGUUGGUGUUCUCUGUCUGUAUUGAUGUUGGUGUUCUCUGUCUGUAUUGAUGUGGUAUUGAUGUUGAUGUUCUCUGUCUGUAUUGAUGUUGAUGUUCUCUGUCUGUAUUGAUGUUGAUGUUCUCUGUCUGUAUUGAUGUGGUAUUGAUGUUGAUGUUCUCUGUCUGUAUUGAUGUUGAUGUUCUCUGUCUGUAUUGAUGUUGAUGUUCUCUGUCUGUAUUGAUGUUGAUGUUCUCUGAUUCUGACUCUUUCUGAUUCUUGUUUCAGCCGUCCCCAGUGGCAGCCUGGGUGGCUGCGGACUGCAGUGAUGGGGGCAGCCUGGUCUCGGACCGCGACGCCACCUUCAGGCGCCAGCAGUCUGUCUACAGCACCGUCAAUGGAGGAGCCUACAGCUCAGGGACCCAGAUGAGACAGGUAGGAGGAGGAGGAGGGUCCAUGGUCUUCCAAGCCCCAAUGAGUAUGGUUGGUGGAGCUUAAGAUUAACACAUUCCGUUUGCAAUUCUUAUAUGUUCCAUGGCAUGUGAAAAUGAGUUGUUAUCCUAUUUCCAAUACAUUUGAAAUGUAUUUCGGAACAAAUAAUGCACUCCGUCCAAAUUAGCUUUUCAGGUGUUUGUGAAAGCAAGUUUUUUUUUUUUCUCCACUAAUUCAUUUUUAACAUGUUAAAAUUUAAUUUGUGUUACAAUAUAAUUAUUCUAAUAUUUACAGCACUUUUUUUUUUUUUAAAUGAACAUUUCCAUUUCCGGUAGGGAGGAGAGGAUAUGAUGACGGUACAGCAGCAGCAUUCCUUUAAAGGGCCAGCGUACCGCACCAUCAGCAGAAUCAACAACAGGAACAACAGGAUGUCCAUGGGCUCCAUGUCCGGGGCUUCCACCCUCCCCUCAGGGGGAAGCAGCUACGGCGGUGGAGGGGGAGGCUUCGUCAUGUCCAGGGCUUCCACCCUCCACUCUGGGGGGAGCAACUACGGCGGUGGAGGGGGAGGGUUCAUGAUGGGCCAGGUGAGGAUUGCUAUUGCGAUAAGUUUAUUGGCCAUUUGCAUGGACAUUUGUUAUGUGAGGUCAGCAAGCAAACGGAAUAGACUAAAUGAAUACACUAUGAGACAACAAUAAUACAACAACUCUGAGAGGUGAGGACACGUAGCCCCGUGAUGGGCCAGGCCUAAUCUGAGAGAAUUCUCAGCAUUUAGCCCAAUAUUGCUAUUUUAUCUGCCAUGAUUGUAAAUGUAUGUUGUUUUUAAUGUCGUAUUAGUUUUGAUUCUUCUUUUAUUCUUCUUUUUUUUUGCUUGAGUAGAGCUUUGAUAUAUAAUGAAAAAGCGCUAUACAAUUUACGAAUGUAUUAUUAUAAUUGAAUAUGAUGCAUUGUUAUUAGAUGUCGUCUGGGUCUCAGGGAAAUCUGAUGAUAAUGCAACAGCAGAGACAGGCCACUCUGCCCAGGACGAUGUCCGUCAAGAGCAUGCACAGUGUCGGGAAGGGCAUGGAUAUCUACGACAGACAGAUGGACAUGACUGGCAGCAUGGGCAACCUCAGCGGGUGAGGACUGGAUACUAGGGUCGAAUAUCGGGAACCCGGUUACCGAGAUUUACCCGGGGAUUUACCGCCCAAAACCACUCCCUUUUACCGGGAUAAAUAAUUGCGAGAGAAACUGGUAAAUUAGAAUAAAUUAUUUAUAUGAACAGCAUGGCGUGAAAUGGAACUGUUAAAUUAUAUGAGAUGUCUAAAUCAUCAUGGUAACUUUUUUUUUCUUGUGACAGGUAGACCUACAUUUUCUGCAGCAUAGCCUAAUUUACCCAUCUCCAUCUGGCUUUCGGGGUCACCUUAUUUUUUUAUUGUAAAGAUUUUUUUUUUUUUUGUUGCGGCUGCAGAGUUUUAAAACACUCCUAUAUCGUUGCUUUAAACCAGUGCACGAGCGAGCCAUGAUCAUGAUUAUUAUUUUGGGAUUAUGCCUGAAAAGGAAAGUGGGUAGUUUCUCAUGUUUUAACUCCCAAUCUCACCCACACGGGCUAAACUCACCACUAAUACACAGUUAUCUGAUACUUCUUACAUUUUAGUGGUUAGGAAUAUCAGAGGGGUUAAAAGUCUCAAAUGAUACAGUAUGGUCAACACUUCCUCUCCAAUGCUGGUUGUAAUACUACUGAACAAGUUGAGAUAUAGUAUGAACAUUCUCACCCCACAUUCCUUUAAGAAUCUGGUCAAUCCAAAUACAUGAGCCUCAGGGAAAGCAGAUUUUUUUUUAGAAUGUGUGCAUUAGAAUGUGUGACAUUAGAAUGUGUGCAUUAGAAUGUGUGACAUUAGAACGUGUGACAUUAGAAUGUGUGCAUUAGAAUGUGUGCAUUAGAAUGUGUGCAUUAGAAUGACAUUUGGGUUGGUAUAUUGCCUGAAGCAAGGAUGAACAUGUUAUUACAUAAAUAUAGAGAAAAAGCUCAGAGUGAACCUGCUCCGUCCGUCCGUAACCAAAGAGCAGGUCGAUUCUGUGGUAAAGAUAGCGACACUUGUUACAUAUAGGUCUACGACACUAUUUGUUGCAGACAUUUUCAUUACAACAGUGUGUUAAAACAUGCUCCGGUACUUUGAAAGUAUUUUUUUUUAACCUCCCAGUUUGGGCUGGAUGUGUCAAUGUGUAGUUCAUACAUGCAUAAUCCAUGAGCAUAAUUACUUUCUUCCCUCAAUUAGCCACGAAAUCCCUAGCUUGAAAGCGACUCUUUUCUUGAAGUUAUGCCGCGCCAUUUUGCUACAUUUCCCCCCACGUGGGCCAGCCCCCUUGCAAUUUGAGUUCUUGCCAAUGAGCUUCAGCCCCUAGCAUUUGAGUGACAGCUAGCAAGAGGCCUGCCCAGCGUUAUCCAAUGAGGUUGCAGGGCGGGCCCAAUGGCUCAGUGGACAUAGCAAAGAGGCAGAGGGAAAUGACGUGGUGCACAUAUCUGCAUAUAUGUGACAUAGUACGCUGUUUUCGGGGACCACUUUUGGCUCAUGAGCGCUACUUUCAGAACUACUGGCUAAAAAGUAUGCAAAAGUACCGGAUAAUCUCUUUAAGGGGUUUCACAGAGCUUAAAGGGAUAGUGAAGCAUCACUUUAAGUCCAAAGGUUGGUCCCUUUCACAGUGGUGUACCACAGUUUAGCUGUUUUAGAGCUAAUUUCCUGCUAUUUUGCCAAGAGGCUGAGAGCAAAUUUUGCAUUUCUAAAGCUAAUUUCCUUUAAUUAUAAAAGUAAAAUGUCAUGACUUAUGAUGUGUUCAUAUACUAUCUAGGGGGACCGAACUCCGGGGGGACCCCUGCCUGUGCCUGUCUCGGUCAAGCACCGUUUACCUCUUCCCAGACUUGGUCGGUGAUCCGGUCUUAUCCGGACGGGAUCAGGCUAGCCAAACUGCGUGCUAACGUACUGCUAAGGUUAGCUAACGUACUGCCACUGGCGAUUCCUGGCCUUCCACGGUGGAAUUAUUUGUGUAGCUCUCUCAUUUAGCAUACGUAGCGUUUAGUCGCUUGGUUAUUCUAAACGGACCGUGCUGCGGUCAGAGAGAUUCCCGAGACCGAAGGAAGACGCAACUCAGUUUUCUUUGGCUAGCUCUGUGCUGCCAGUGGGCUUGGCUAGUGCUAGCCCGCGGGGAUAAUGAGAAGCCGCAUGGCUGACAACGGCUAGCAUACAGUAUUGUGAAAACAGUGCCACUGUGUUUGGCUAUGGCCGACCGGGGUACUACAUUGCUGGAGCUCCUUUGCCUAUAAAACGGCCGGGAUUUAGGCGGGCUUUACGGUAUCAGGCGCUCUCUGUCCACAAGGGGGCAGCCCUCCCACACAUAUAGCUUAUUACUGGGAUUCAUUGCUGAUUCCACCCUGGUCCCUAUAAGGUGCUUAGUGAUGCAAGGUUAUUAUCAUGCUAACAAAGUCUGUGGUUCAUAUGAACUCCAAGAUGAGCUGUCUGUCUCCUGCUCAACGCAUUUCGUUUCUGGGAAUUGGAUUCAAUUACGAAUUGUCUGUUAUCACAGAUGGGGUCAGUUUUUCAACGCUGUCUGGCCCUUUUCCAGCUGGGUUACAAGGUGCGGUGUCACCGGUACCUAUGACUGGUGGGAAUGAUAACCUCUAUUAUAAAAAUGUUUUCCUGGGUCUAAUUUUAGUGCAUGCAGCCCCUGCGCACCUAGCGCGAUGAGACGGUAGGUGGCACGACCUGGGGUCUCUCCUUGCCCCCCUCACCAGAUGUUUGCUGAGACAACAGUACCCCCAAGUACCACGGCCAAUCGGGGUAUGUGACUGGUAGCCGAAGCCCCUGAGCCCAGAGUGGACCCGCGCUUGAGGAAAACGUUGGCACAUAAACACAUUGUUUCUAACCCCAAGUUCCACGGUGUUCACGGGUGUGGAGUGGUGUGCCCUAUAUGUGAGCUGAAUAAAAAAGAGUCCCUUCCCCACAGUCAGACACUCGGUUGUCAAGAAUGGUGGAAAUGGAAAAAAAGGCAUGAAAGAAUUACCAAAUUCUGCCACAAGGUGGCGUUCCACCCCUUCAGAUGACACUUUACGGGAGGAUCGCUGUCUGUGUCGACCAAUGGCGCGCAUGUGCAGUGUCGCCCUGGAUUACGCAAACAGUGACAUCGGGGUACAGGCUACAAUUCGUUGUGGUUCCUAUGUCAGAGGCCUAGGACGGCUGGUACAGCUGGUAUUUCCUGGUUCCCAGAAGGGGGCGGAUCUUUGUAUCCCAUUUUAGACCUGCGUGCACUAAACAAGCACUUCAGGGUCUACAAAUUCCGAAUGCUCACGAUUUGGUUCUCCUCCAUCGACCUGAAGGACACGUACUUUCACGUGGCCAUAUAUCCCUUCACAGGAAGUUCCUGAGGUUAAAUGUUCAAGGCUGUAGCCCACAAGUUUCUGGUACUCCCGUUUGGGCUUUCCCUCUCGCCUUGCACUUUCACCAAAAUUGUGGAGCCUAUGCGGUGUCAGGGGCUCAGGAUAUUGGACAACCUGGACAAUUGGCUGGUGGUAGCGGAGUCGAGGGAACAGGUGGCACCUGGAGCUUGUCGGCGGUGUACACAGUGCUCAGGCAUUUCCUCUUGUUGUUGGCAGGCCAGCAGGUGCGGACUGACAGCAGGACAGUGGUGGUAUAUAUCAACAGACAAGGAAGGGUUUGUCUCGCCCCCUCUUGUCCUUGGCUCGCUCACUACUGCGCAUUUUCCCUUGCUCUGGGCGACGCAUCUCCCCGGGCACCUCAACACGGGUGUGGAUCUGCUAUCCGGGGGGGGGGGGGGGGGGGGGCUCCGUUCUCGGGGUCUCCUAGACAUGGGAAAUGUUCGGCAGGGCCAACGUAGAUCUUUACCCAUCGCGAGAAAAGGCGCAUUGUCGGCUGUUUUUCUCGAUAAGGGACCUGACUGCUCCGUUGGGAAUGGCUGCUCUCACGCACCAGUGGCCUUGGACCCUCCUUUACACGUUUCCCCUGUGGACCUCAUUCAGCCCACGCUGGAGAGGGUGCGUCUGGAGGGCUUGUCGUUGUUGAUCCUUGUGGCUCACCGUGGCCCAAACGACCUCGGUUCGCGGAGAUCAUUUGCCUUUUAGUCGGGGACCCGUGGCAACUCCCGUUGCGCAGGGACCUGUUGUCCUAGGUGCACGGGCAGGUCUGGCACCCAUUGAGCGUGUACAUUGUGCGGACCAGGGGUGUGUGACCAACUUUUUGUCUGGUUUUGCUAUUCCGGCUCUGUGAUGAUGGGAAAUGUCUCUUUCCCAAGAGCUGUAGAUUCUGAGGUGGCCCCCUGUAGUGGCAGGACUGGUUUGGGUGUGGCACCCAUGAGUUUCAUCAGGCUUCACAUUUCACACACAAACAGCCGGCGCCUAGCGGUUAGCACAGCAGAUGGAAAAACCCACAGUGUGUUAACGUUAGCUUGGUUAACAUUCACACAGGCACAGGAUUAUACCAUGGGAGUGAAACCUGUGAAUCAUGUUGACCUGGCUGGUCAGCUGGACUGGCGAUGUAUUACCUCAUUUAGCCUAAUCAUGCACCAGGGUUUGGGUCAACUCCAUUUGAAUUCCCAGCAAAUUUUUAGAAAGAAAUUGAAGAUAAUUGGAUUUUGGAAUUUCAGUGGUACUUCUUGAAUUUGACUGUAAUUUAAAUGGAAUUUACUUACAACCCCACCUAGAGGGACAGUUUCCCGGAAAACAGGACUAAAAAGCUAUUUCAAUGGUGAUUAUCGAUUGAGUAGAUUUUGCUUUUCAUUCCAGGACUAUACUUUGUUUUAUAUGUGUCCCUAUAGAGCAGGGUGUCAAACAUAUGGCCCAUUCAAUCUGGCCCACAAAGGUUUUUUUUUAGGGAAAAACUUUGACAUUGAAAAGAGCUAAAACCAAAUUGAAACUGUGUAUAAAAUGAUAAUGGACCUACAUCUAUAGUCUCUUCACUCAGUUAUCGAAACGAAAACUACACAGUCAGGAAGUAAUAGAAAAUGGAUAAAGGACAAUUUUCUUUUGCCAAUUUGUACGGCGAGGAAACAUAAUCAAUAACCGAAACAUAACCGAAUGUGAUUGAUUGAUUGAUUGAUUGAGCUUUCUGAUUGUACAGGAUCAAUAGCCUGGACAUGCCUAAGGCGGUGAGGUACCUGAUUGAGGGGGAUGCUGACCUGCAGGUUCUGGGAGCAGCUUAUAUCCAACACGAGUGUUACAACAACACUGAGGCCAAGAACGAGGUAACAAGGGACUUCCUUUACAUUCUGCAGUCACCAUCUCUGUUUCUCUGGUACUUCCUUCUUAUGAUGUUUCCCAUGUCAAAUAAUGCGUCCCAGUCGGUGUGCGAAUGUUAUUAACAUAAUAAUAAGGACUAAUAGAAGUGGAGUUGCAUAAAGAACUAUUGUCUAUCGACACAUUGAAACGCUCCAGGUGUAUCGACACAUUGACACGCUCCAGGUGUAUCGACACAUUGACACGCUCCAGGUGUAUCGACACAUUGACACGCUCCAGGUGUAUCGACACAUUGACACGCUCCAAGUCUAUCGACACAUUGACACGCUCCAGGUGUAUCGACACAUUGACACGCUCCAGGUGUAUCGACACAUUGACACGCUCCAGGUGUAUCGACACAUUGACACGCUCCAGGUGUAUCGACACAUUGACACGCUCCAGGUGUAUCGACACAUUGACAUGCUCCAGGUGUGCCAACUGUCAAUCUUGGCCAAUAUGCUUAUCAUUAAUGUCAUAGUUCAGCAGACAUUCAUGUGAUCUAAGUAAUUCUAAAAGGAUGUUGUCUUGUUGAAGUGACAGACACCAUUUUGUUUGAAGUAUUUUGUCACAGACAGGUAGCUUGUAGGCAGCUUGUCAGUGUCACACAUAUAUUUUUUUCAGCUGUGGUUCUGUGAACUAGCAGGAAUAGAGAUUAUGUUUGUGGUCUCUUGUUGCUGGGGUAACAGGGCAUUGAUUCUGGAUUCUAAAUUAAGCCCUAGGUCUUGUAAAUCUGAAAAUAUUGGACAGCUUUAAGCAAUAUGGCAGUUGCUUCACCUUCACCUUGCCUUUUGAUAUCGAUCUAAUCAUUUCAGAAAUACAGGAGUGCCCUAGGGAACAGAGGCUAGGGGGUCACUUUGGGAUUCAGAAUGAGUCCGAACCUUACAGAGUUGUUCCUCUCUCCCACCACAAGAUACACCGCUAUAAGGGCAUCCCAGAGCUGGUGAGGCUGUUCAACAGUGAGAACCAGGAGGUGGCUCGCUACGCCACGGGCGCCACCAGGAACCUCAUCUACGAGAACAUGGACAACAAGAUGGCCCUCAUCGAGGCGGGAGGGAUCCCACAACUCAUAGAGGCUCUGAAGGAGAAUGACGACGAGCUACGGAAGAACAUCACAGGUACGACGUUUUAUAUUUUUAACACAUGUUAGUCAUUUAGCAGAGACUCUUAUCCAGAGAGACUGACGUUCAUCUGGAGCUACACUACCGGUUUAAAAAGUUUUAGAACAUCUACUCAUUCAAGGGUUUUUCAUAAUUUUUUACUAUUUUCUACAUUGUAGAAUAAUAGCGAAGACAUCGAAACUAUGAAAUAACGCAUAUGGAAUCAUGUAGUAACUAAAAGAAGUGUUAAACAAAUCAAAAUAUAUUUUACAUUUGAGAUUCUUCAAAUAGCCACCCUUUGCCUUGAUGACAGCUUUGCACACUCUUGGCAUUCUCUCAACCAUAUGUGUUAUUUCAUAGUUUUGAUGUCUUCACUCUUAUUCUACAAUAUAAAAAAAAUAUUUAAAAUAAAGAAAAACCCUUGAAUGAGUAGGUGUGUCCAAACUUUUGACUGGUAGUGUAGCUAGGUAAGACAACCGCAGAUAGCAGUCAUAGUAAGUCAAACUUUCCUGAGAGACUAAGCACUCUGUCAAUCUCUCAGGUACAAUGUAGGGCUCUAUGCUGACAUGUGCUCCUAAGUAUAAUUUUUUGGGAGCAAACAAAUAAAUUUAGGAGCACAAUGAACAAUAGUAGAGGUAGUAAUGAUACGAAUUGCGUAGCAAUUACAAAAUACAGGGUUUAAGAUUGCGAUAUAGCUGACAAUGUGGCCUUUUCCUUUCUGUUUGUGUCACUAAGUGGUUUUCAUACUACUGAUAAAUUACCACAAAGAGUGUGAUAACUUUAAUCUGUGGUUACCGGGUUGUUAGCUAGCUAGCUGCUGCUCUAACGUGACUGAACAAGGUUAGCGACUCGCUAAUGUCCCCCUCCAGAAAUAAUUCCAUUAACAUAUUGGUCCAUAUUAUCAGUCAGGUGUGCUAUUCAGCAAUAAGCAUUAUCACCUGAUGUAGCCCACCUGAUGCAGCCCACCUGAUGUAGCCCACCUGAUGCAGCAUAGUGGCUAGAAAUAAAUAGGCUGAGGGUUGCCCAUCUGCAUUUACCCCACUGCGCUAACCAUUAGCUAGCUAGAUCACAAACUCUAUAAAGGUCGACAGGAACGUCCCCAAAAACCACUUUCCACUGGCACUCAAGCCAACCAAGGAUCAUGUAGGUUACUGCGAAUAUAAUGUAGGUCUAUAUGUUACACCUGACCCAUGUUACAUUUAGCCCCGGUCUACCCUACUCAGUUGGCGACAUUGGGCAGCGCUAGCACACAUAAACCAUAAUGCUGCUAAAAAAAACUCUGGUUCUGAAAUUAAUGCAUUUCACACAUCUUGGGGGACUUGAGAAGUACGUAUAGCCUAGAAACACUAGAAAGCUCUGUGGUUCCUCCUCUUUUAACAGUGGCCAUCAAAACUGCUUUCAAAUUGCAAAAUGUAAGGUUAGGGUUGAGGGGGUGAGGUUAGGAUUUGAGGGGGUGAGGUUAGGAUUUGAGGGGGUGAGGUUAGGGUUGAGGCAGGGCCGGACUACCGCAUUUGGGGCCCUGAGGCACUGUACUGUCUGGGGGUUGGGGGCUCCCUGGAGGUCGGGGGCCCCGGGGCACAUGCCCUGCGUGCCCAUUCGGUAAUCCGGCACUGGGCUAGUCAUAGGUUUAGCAAACUGCCAUACAAAAUCAUUCAAAUUCUGCUGUCUGGCUGUACUGCAUGUAAAAUGCCUUUUUAUUAUGUGUUUGUGAGCCACUGUGUAGAGAUGACCACUCUACUGAGCAUCUCUCUCUCUCUGGGUUUUUCUGUCAGGUAUUCUGUGGAACCUGUCAUCCAAAGACAACCUGAAGGAGAAACUAGCCAAGGAGACGCUAGCUGAGCUCACAGAGAAGAUCCUGAUCCCACUGUCAGGCAGCGGAGACUCUGAGGUCAUCCAGCAGAGCCCCUCCGAGGUUGACAUCUUCUACAAUACCACCGGAUGUCUCAGGUACAGUACACUAUAGUACAGUAUAGUACAGUACAGUACAGUACACUAUAGUACAGUAUAGUACAGUACAGUACACUAUAGUACAGUAUAGUACAGUAUAGUACAGUAUAGUACAGUACAGUAUAGUACAGUAUGGUACAAUACAGUAUAGUACAGUAUAGUACAGUAUAGUACAGUACAGUAUAGUACAGUAUAGUACAGUAUAGUACAGUAUAGUACAGUACACUAUAGUACAGUAUAGUAUAGUACACUGUAGUACAGUAUAGUACAGUACAGUAUAGUACAGUACAGUAUUGUACAGUAUUUUAUUUUAUUUUAUUUUCUUUAUUUAACUAGGCAAGUCAGUUAAGAACAAAUUCUUAUUUACAAUGACGGCCUACACCGGCCAAACCCGGACGACGCCGGGCCAAUUGUGCGCCGCCCUAUGGGACUCCCCAAUCACGGCCGGGUUGUGAUACAGCCUGGAAUCGAACCAGGGGGUCUGUAGUGACGCCUCAAGCACUGAGAUGCAGUGCCUUAGACCGCUGCGGCACUCGGGAGCCCAGUAUAGUACAGUACACUAUAGUAUAGUACAGUACACUAUAGUAUAGUACAGUACACUAUAGUAUACUAUAGUACAGUACACUAUAGUACACUAUAGUACAGUGUAGUACAGUACACUAUACACAGUAUAGUACAGUACACUAUAGUACAGUAUAGUACAGUACACUUUAGUACACUAUAGUACACUAUAGUACACUAUAGUACAGUACAGUGAACUAUAGUACACUAUAGUACAGUAUAGUAUAGUACACUAUAGUAAAUUAUAGUACAGUAUAGUACAGUAUAGUACAGUAUAGUACAGUAUAGUACAGUGUAGUACAGUACAGUAUAGUACAGUAUAUUCUACAACAGCACUGCAUGUCUCAGGUACAGUACAGUACUGCAGUUAUACUACAGUAAAGUUUACUAUAUUAUGGAACACUAACAUACAGAACACUACACUACAGUAUAGUACAGCCUUCAUCUUCUCCUCAAGCUCCUCCUCCCCCUCUGUCUAAGGACACUGUUGUUACAUGCACUAGCUUGGCAUGUCAGCUCUUUAAACACGUCAGCUCUUUGACCCAUGUCAGUUCAUCGACACGUCAGCUCUUUAACACGUCAGCUCUUUGAUACACAUCAGUUCAUUGACACAUCAGCUCUUUGACACACGUCAGUUCAUUGACACGUCGGCUCUUUGUCCCAUGUUGGCUCUUUGACACACGUCAGUUCAUUGACACGUCAGCUCUUUGACACGUCAGCUCUUUGUGGUCCUCUGUAGCUCAGCUGGUAGAGCAUGGCGCUUGUAACGCCAAGGUAGUGGGUUCGAUCCCUGGGACCACCCAUACACAAAAUUGUAUGCACGCAUGACUGUAAGUCGCUUUGGAUAAAAGCGUCUGCUAAAUGGAUUAUUAUUAUUAUUAUUAUUUGUCCCAUGUCAGCUCUUUGUCUCAUGUCAGCUCUUCGACCCAUGUUAGCUCUUUGACACACGUCAGUUCUGACAUGUCAGCUCUUUGUCCCAUGUCAGCUCUUUGUCUCAUGUCAGCUCUUUGACCCAUGUUAGCUCUUUGACACACGUCAGUUCAUUGACACGUCAGCUCUUUGUCCCAUGUCAGCUUUUUGACCCAUGUUAGCUCUUUGACACACGUCAGCUCUGACAUGUCAGCUCUUUGACACAUCAGCUCUUUGUCUCAUGUCAGCUCUUUGACCCAUGUUAGCUCUUUGACACACGUCAGUUCAUUGACAUGCCAGCUCUUUGACAGAUGUCAGCUCUUUGACACGACAAGUUCAUUGGCAUGUCAGUUCAUUGACAUGUCAGCUCUUUGACACAUCAGCUCUUUAACACACGUCAGCUCUUUGAUAAAUGUCAGUUCUUUGUACUCUGAUUUAUGUUUGCCUAUCCUGUCUCUAACCUGUCACCCUGCUGUCCCCAGGAACCUGAGCUCAGUGAAUGAGAAGACCAGACAGAAGAUGCGGGAGACCAACGGUCUGGUCGAUGCCCUGGUAAGAUACAUCCAGGCCUCGCUACAGGACGGCAAGGUGAGGAAAAUUGGAUGAGAUGGCUGCGUAGUGGCUGAGUACAGUAGUGACGUGGAACAAUUGACUGAGUAGAAGUGAGGAGGACAUGACGAGAAGAUGCUGGAGACCAACGUAUGGACGAUGACAGUAGUGAGAGAAGAUAGCUGGACUGAGGACGGAAGGUGGAGGAAAAGUGGGACUGAGGCGUAGUGGACUGGAGGACAGAUAAGUGGACUGGAGGACAGAUAGUGGACUGGAGUACAGAUAGUGGACUGGAGGACAGAUAGUGGACUGGAGUACAGAUAGUGACUGGAGGACAGAUAGUGGACUGGAGGACAGAUAGUGGACUGGAGGACAGAUAGUGGACUGGAGGACAGAUAGUGGACUGGAGUACAGAUAGUGGACUGGAGGACAGAUAGUGGACUGGAGGACAGAUAGUUGACUGGAGUACAGAUAGUGGACUGGAGGACAGAUAGUGGACUGGAGGACAGAUAGUGGACUGGAGGACAGAUAGUGGACUGGAGGACAGAUAGUGGACUGGAGGACAGAUAGUGGACUGGAGGACAGAUAGUGGACUGGAGGACAGAUAGUGGACUGGAGGACAGAUAGUGGACUGGAGGACAGAUAGUGGACUGGAGGACAGAUAGUGGACUGGAGUACAGAUAGGAGAGUUACUUAGCCGUGUGGUAUUUGCAGAACAAUGCGUAACUGCACCUUCAGUGUUUUCUCCGAUCAAGUGUCGAACGUGUCGUCAUUGGGAAUUCAAUAAAUACUCAACAUUCUAUGGUACAUUUGUUCAUGUGAAAGCCUCACAUCUUUGACUUUGAUAUUAAAACAUACUCAACUUGUGUGUGUGUGUGUCCAGGGAGUGGAGAACUCGGUGUGUGUCCUGAGGAACCUCUCCUAUCAGCUGUACAGUGAGAUCCCGCCCUCGGCCCUGCUACGUCUGGAAGGACCAACCAGAGACCAGGACACCAGCACGAGUGAAGCUAUUGGUUGCUUCACCCCUCAGAGCAAGAAAGUAAAAAAUGUAUGUAUCACAGUGUCAAUCUUCUUCUUCUUCUUCUUCUUCUUCUUCUUCUUCUUCUUCUUCUUCUUCUGUCAGUUUAGCAGUUGAACCAUUGUCUUAAUGGUCUUCAGAAUGACCCUGUCUAUGUGUAAAUGGAACUCCUGUAUCACAUAGCCCACAUCACAUUGGCCCAUUACCUUCUCCCUUUGCAGAAGAUGAACCAGGACCUGGUUACGUUCACGGAGGUGGCCCGCGUACCCAAGGGUCUGGAGUGGCUGUGGCACCCCCAGGUGGUGGGGCUGUAUAACCGCGUGCUGCAGGCCUGUGACAUUAACUCCACCACCCGCGAGGCUGCAGCCGGGGCCCUGCAGAACAUCACAGCUGGAGACAAGAGAGUGAGUGUCGAGCAUCCCCACUGCCAAUGGUGCUGUCCCUCUCUCUCAUCGCCAUCUCACACCUCACCACCCAUCCCCUGACGGUGCCAGAUAGACUAAGGGGGUCAUCUCACCUCACCAUCCGUCCCCUGACGAUGCCAGAUAGACUAGGGGGUCAUCUCACCUCACCAUCCGUCCCCUGACGGUGCCAGAUAGACUAGGGGGUCAUCUCACCUCACCAUCCAUCCCCUGACGGUGCCAGAUAGACUAGGGGGUCAUCUCACCUCACCAUCCAUCCCCUGACGGUGCCAGAUAGACUAAGGGGGUCAUCUCACCUCACCAUCCGUCCCCUGACGAUGCCAGAUAGACUAGGGGGUCAUCUCACCUCACCAUCCGUCCCCUGACGGUGCCAGAUAGACUAGGGGGUCAUCUCACCUCACCAUCCAUCCCCUGACGGUGCCAGAUAGACUAAGGGGGUCAUCUCACCUCACCAUCCGUCCCCUGACGAUGCCAGAUAGACUAGGGGGUCAUCUCACCUCACCACCCAUCCCCUGAUGGUGCCAGAUAGACUAGGGGGGUCAUCUCACCUCACCACCCAUCCCCUGAUGGUGCCAGAUAGACUAGGGGGGGGGUCAUAAACUGGCUCCUCAGACUAUCCAUGAAGCCUCCGUAACCAAGGCCACUGAUAGGUGCGCUAGGGUAAGCUUUUUUUAGAGGGCUGGACACCUGACAGUGAGAACUGCAGCACCAACUCACACCAAUGAACUCUAUAGCUCAUUCAGCAUUCAUAGAACUACGACAGUGGUUGUCAAGCUGGGGUACUAGAACCCCUCUGGGUUACCUUUCCACAGGGUGUAAUUGCCUCAUCGGAAAAUAGGCCUAAUGAUCAGUUCCAUAUAAAGGGGGGGGUACUUCAGACAGAGCAGAACGGGAUUGCAGGGUACAGUAAUGAAAGAGGUUUGAGAAAAUACUGACCAAGAAUGACCUUGCUCUUUUUUUCCCCUCCUCAGUGGGCCGGGGUGCUGAGUCGUGUGGCUCUGGAGCAAGAGAGGAUGCUUCCUGUGAUGUUGGACAAACUGAGGACCAAUCGUGACCAGGAGCUGAGAUCCCUCACCGGCUUCCUCAGAAACCUGUCACGUCACGCCAAGGACAAGAAUGCCAUGGGUCAGUAACUAAUCCUUGAUUCCACUUGCCUCGGACCUCAUCCUCCAUUGAGCUUAAAGAGGAAGGCGAGCAAUUCAAGGAUGUCAAUGUGAGAUGUGCAUGAAGAUUUGUGUUAUUAACAAAUGGAGGAAAACCCAUUUAUUUCACGCUAGAGCAAGGACCAAACACAAGAAGACUAACAAAGCCAUACCCAUCUAUUUCAGGGGUGAAUUUGACUGCCACGUGGGAUGAAUUAAAUUAGAUCAACCCUUUUUCACCCUCUAGCAAACAAGGCAGUGAACAACCUGGUGGCCAAGCUGCCUGCUGACGGUCAGCAGAAGGAGCCGUCCAGCGACGUGGUAGUCAACAUCUGUGGAGCGUUGAACAACCUGGUGACCUGCAGCUCCGUCGCAGCCCGGGACAUCACUUUCUUUGACGGGCUGCAAAAACUGGUGGCCAUCAAGAACUCCCACGACAGCAGGUACGGGGAUGAGAAGGAAUAUUGGUAGCAGUGCUUCUGCUGGUGGGUCGUUCCACAGAUUCUGUGCCUUUUGAGAAAUGUAAUGUUUGAUUUCACCUCAUGUUCAAUUUCAUGAAAAACGAGUUUUCCUAUCUCAAGAGGUAAAAUAAAUUUAAAAAUGACUAUAGUAAGGCCUAUUAAGUGCCAAAUAAAGUAACGGGGUUGACCGUAACAGGCCUUGUAGCCCCCAGUAUCACUCCUACCCCCCCAGGCGCUAUCAUUUGUUGACUUCUGUAACCGUAAAAGCCUUCGUUUCUUGCAUGUUAACAUCAGAGGCCUCCUCCCCAAGUUUGAGUUAUUCACUGCGUUAGCACACUCUGCCAACCCUGAUGUUCUAGCAGUGUCUGAAUCUUGGCUUAGGAAGGCCACCAAAAAUUCAGAAAUUUCCAUCCCGAACUACAACAUUUUCCGUCUAGAUAGAACUGCCAAAGGGGGCGUAGUUGCAAUCUACUGUAGAGAUAGCCUGCAGAGCUCUAUCAUACUAUCCAGGUCUGUGCCCAAACAGUUUGAGCUUCUACUUCUAAAAAUCCACCUUUGCAUAAAUAAGUCUCUCACUGUUGCCGCUUGCUACAGACCCCCCUCAGCCCCCAGUUGUGCCCUGGACACCAUAUGUAAAUUGCUUACCCCCCAUCUAUCCUCAGAGUUCGUACUGCUUGGUGACCUAAACUGGGAUAUGCUUAAUCUCACACAAAUGAUCAAGGAACCUACCAGGUACAACCCUAAAUCCGUAAACAUGGGCACCCUCAUAGAUAUCAUCCUGACUAAUUUACCCUCUAAAUACACCUCCGCUGUCUUCAACCAGGAUCUCAGCGAUCACUGCCUUAUUGCCUGCGUCCGUAAUGGGUCCGCGGUCAAACGACCACCCCUCAUCACUGUCAAACGCUCCCUAAAACACUUCAGCAAGCAGGUCUUUCUAAUUCACCUGGCCCGGGUAUCCUGGAUGGAUAUUGACCUCAUUCCGUCAGUAGAGGAUGCCUGGAUGUUCUUCAAAAGUGCUUUCCCCUCCAUCUUAAAUAAGCAUGCCCCAUUCAAAAAAUUCAGAACUAAGAACAGAUAUAGCCCCUGGUUCACCCCAGACUUGACUGACCUUGACCAGCACAAAAACAUCCUGUGGCGUACUGCAAUAGCAUCGAACAGCCCCCGCGAUAUGCAACUUUUCAGGGAUGUCAGGAACCAAUAUACACAAGCAGUUAGGAAAGCAAAGGCUAGCUUUUUCAAACAGAAAUGUGCAUUCUGUAGCACUAACUCUAAAAGGUUUUGGGACACUGUAAAGUCCAUGGAGAACAAGAGCACCUCCUCCCAGCUACCCACUGUACUGAGGCUAGGAAACACUGUCACCACCGAUAAAUGUACGAUAAUCGAGAAUUUCAAUAAGCAUUUUGCUACGGCUGGCCAUGCUUUCCACCUGUGUCACGAUCGUCAGGGAGAGAAGUAGACCAAUGCGCAGCGUGAUGAACGAACAUGUUACUUUAUUAUAUUAAAGCACAAAACAAUAAACGACUCGUGAAGUCCACGGUGACAAUGACCGACAAGGAACAAGAACCCACAAACACAAAAGGAAAACAGACAGUAUAAAUAUGGCUCCCAAUCAGAGACAACCAGCCAACAGCUGACACUCGUUGCCUCUGAUUGGGAGUCACUCAGGCCAACAUAGAAAUACACAACCUAGAACCCCCAACAUAGAAAUAGAACACAUAGAAUGAACACACCCUGGCUCAACAUAUAGAGUCCCAGAGCCAGGGUGUGACAGUACCCCCCCCUAAAGGCGCGGACUGCGACCGCGCCUCAAUAAGAGCAAAACAGGGGAGGGCUGGGUGGGCAUACCUCCUCGGCGGCGGUUCUGGCUCCGGCCUUGCCCACCACCCUCCAAUAAUCCCCCCAUAGCGCCCCUGGUCCGGUCUGGCCCCGCUGGCUGGAGCUGACCUGAACGUAGCAGGAACGGCUAGCUUCAGCUCCGUUGUGGAGCAGUUGAGCGGUACCUGAUUUGGCACCGAUGACCCAGGCACGGGUUGUGCCGGACUGACGACGCGCACCCCUGGCUUGGUGCGUGAGGCCGGAACGGACCGGACCGGGCUGACGAUGCGCACCCCUGGCUUGGUGCGUGGAGCAGCAACGGGCCGGACCGGGCUGACGAUACGCACCCCUGGCUUGGUGCGUGGAGCCGGAACGGGCCUCACCGGACUGACGACUCGCACCCCUGGCUUGGUGCGAGUAGCAGGAACGGGCUGGACCAGGCUGACGACUCGCACCCCUGGCUUGGUGCGAGUAGCAGGAACGUUCUGGACCAGGCUGACGACUCGCACCCCUGGCUUGGUGCGAGUGGCAGGAACAGGCCGGGCCGGGCUGGCGACGCGCACCGUAGACUUGGUGCGUGGAGCAGGGACAGGCCGGGCUGGGCUGGCGACGCACCCCGUAGGCUUGGUGCGUGGAGCAGGGACAGGCCGGGCUGGGCUGGCGACGCACACCGUAGGCUUGGUGCGUGGAGCAGGAACAGGCCGGACUGGGCUGGCGACGCACACCGUAGGCUUGGUGCGUGGAGCAGGGACAGGCCGGGCUGGGCUGGCGACGCACCCCGUAGGCUUGGUGCGUGGAGCAGGGACAGGCCGGGCUGGGCUGGCGACGCACACCGUAGGCUUGGUGCGUGGAGCAGGGACAGGCCGGACUGGGCUGGCGACGCACACCGUAGGCUUGGUGCGUGGAGCAGGGACAGGCCGAACCGGGCUGUGGAGACGGAUAGGAGACCUGGAGUGAAGAGCGGCCACAACCCGUCCUGGCUGAAUGCCUACCCUCACACACUCUGUGUGAGGCAUCCGCACAGGAUGUACAGGGCUGUGUACCCGUACUGGCAUAACAGCACGUGACACUGGAGCAGGAUAUCCGGGACCGCGGAGAGGCAUUGGAGACCACGAGCGUUGAGCCGGCACACUCCGUCCUGGCUGCAUACCCCCCUUCGCACGACACGUGCGGGGUGCUCGCACAGGACGUACAGGACUAUGCCGGACCACUCGUGGCACAGUACGCCGCUCCGCAUACCGCGGAACCUGCCCCGUCCCAUGCUGCCAUGCCUGAGUACGGGAAGUUGGUUCCGCUCUCCAUCCAGGCUCCGCCAACCUGCCUUCUGGCCCCCCUAACCCGGUGGCCUCCUCUCCAAAUCGCCCUGUGGCAGCCUCCUGCUGCCCAGCCGCCCAUGCCGUGUGCCCCCCCCUAAAAUUGUUUUGGGGUUGCCUCUCGUCCGUCCGACGAUGGCACUGCUGACGCCGCUGCUCCUCUCUCGCCAGGGCCUUAAUCCUAGCCCAAGGUCCCUUGCCCCCGAGCAUGUCCUCCCAGGACCACGAUUUGCCCACCUGGGCCAUCGCCAACCUCUCCAUCUCUUUUCCCGGCGCUUCCUCCCAUGUCCAGUCUGCCUGCUCCUGGACACGCUGCUUGGUCCUUUUAUGGUGGGUUCUUCUGUCACGAUCGUCAGGGAGAGAAGUAGACCAAUGCGCAGCGUGAUGAACGAACAUGUUACUUUAUUAUAUUAAAGCACAAAACAAUAAACGACUCGUGAAGUCCACGGUGACAAUGACCGACAAGGAACAAGAACCCACAAACACAAAAGGAAAACAGACAGUAUAAAUAUGGCUCCCAAUCAGAGACAACCAGCCAACAGCUGACACUCGUUGCCUCUGAUUGGGAGUCACUCAGGCCAACAUAGAAAUACACAACCUAGAACCCCCAACAUAGAAAUAGAACACAUAGAAUGAACACACCCUGGCUCAACAUAUAGAGUCCCAGAGCCAGGGUGUGACAACCUGGCUAGCCCUACCCCGGCCACCAGCUCUGCACCCUCCGCUGCACCCCCCCCCCCCCCCCCCCACCCGCUUCUCCUUCACCCAAAUUCAGAUAGCUGAUGUCCUGAAAGAGCUGCUAAAUCUGGACCACUACAAAUCAGCUGGGCUAGACAAUCUGGACCCUUUCUUUCUAAAAUUAGCCACUCUAGAUCCAAACUGUUACAGACCUAUAUCCAUCCUGUCCUGCCUUUCGAAAGUAUUCGAAAGCCAAGUUAACAAACAGAUCACCGACCAUUUCGAAUCCCACCGUACCUUCUCCGCUAUGCAAUCUGGUUUCCGAGCUGGUCAUGGGUGCACCUCAGCCACGCUCAAGGUCCUAAACGAUAUAAUAACCGCGAUCGAUAAAAGACAGUACUGUGCAGCCGUCUUCAUCAACCUGGCCAAGGCUUUUGACUCUGUCAAUCACCGCAUUCUUAUUGGCAGACUAAAUAGCCUUGGUUUCUCAAAUGACUGCCUCGCCUGGUUCACCAACUACUUCUCAGAUAGAGUUCAAUGUGUCAAAUCGUAGGGCCUGUUGUCUGGACCUCUGGCAGUCUCUAUGGGGGUGCCAUAGGGUUCAAUUCUCGGGCCGACUCUAUUCUCUGUGUAUAUCAAUGAUGUCGCUCUUGCUGCUGGUGACUCUCAGAUCCACCAGAUCUCAGGCUCUGUCCUUCACAGCUCUGUAUGGGUUUUGACUGACAGAUCUCAGGCUCUGUUCUUCACAGCUCUGUAUGGGUUUUGACUGACAGUUCUCAGGCUCUGUCCUUCACAGCUCUGUAUGGGUUUUGACUGAAAGAUCUCAGGCUCUGUUCUUCACAGGUCUGUAUGGGUUUUGACUGACAGAUCUCAGGCUCUGUUCUUCACAGCUCUGUAUGGGUUUUGACUGACAGCACUGCUAAUUGGGCAACCUUUGCUAAUGUUUUGUUGUCUGAGUGAGAGAAAUGCCGUAAAUUAAAACGACUAUGUAUUUUGAAAGAUGAGACGUUGAGGAUUAUAAUAAAUACCGCUUUGAUGUCAUACAACCAAGCCAAACACCUGAGUCCAAAUGUGCACUUCACAUUUCCAAAUCAUAAAACUCAUGUUAUAUACAGUGUCAAUGUUUAUGAUCACUUGUGUUUGAUGUACAGUUACAAGAUGGCGUGGCGUCACACCAUGGGUUGUUCUGAACAGAAUGAUCCUGUGUUUGUCUAUUGUGAUUAAAAGUUGCUGCGGAACACGCGCCUGAGUGCACUCAUGAUUCCUCGUGACCUUGGGACUAUAAGAUUCUCUCUGCGCAAAGCAUAGUUCUGAGAUGUUGAGCAUCAAAGUUUUCACAUCUCAGAUCUCAGAACUGUUUUGUAAUGAAUUAAUCUUUCAUAACCUAUUCAUAACCCAUUAUAGUAUUACAAAUCCUGAGACGUUUGUAAAUUUGUGUUUUUAAGGGGGGGGGGGGUGCAAUCGCAGAUAAAACCUUAUGGCUCUGACAUUUUUUUAUCUGGGUUCAGCCAUUAGGCUCUAUCUGGCAGUUCUGUAUUAGACAUGUUCAGUUUGUAAGGAAACUGUAGCUAUUUGAAUACAUAAAUGAUAGAAUAACAGUAUUUUACCAAGGAAGUGUCAGAACACAUCAUCAAAUACUUUAAGAAAUAUAUUAUGAUCAUCAGACUAAUUACUGUCAUCACCGAACAACGAUGUGACGACAUCAUUUCCUUUAAGGUUUCUGACAGUGUUGAUUUUUUUUUGCUUGCGUGUCGUUAUCGCUGGCUCGACUAGCCUAGACCAUGCUUAGAGGGAGAUGGCAAAGACACGCGUUCUGAUUGGUCCUUCUGUAUUUGUUCAGGCUUGUGAUUGGAUUGCACAUGGAACCAUAUGGUGCCAAGUUCAAAUGGUUUUACGCAGAAAGGACUUUCUAGUUUUUUACAUUUCUUCACUUAAAAUGUACUUUGAAAGAAAUCUAACUCCACAGACUUAUGAAAGGUCAAACUAAAGGUCAAUUAUAUGUGACUAACUCAUUUUUGACAAAAAUGUCAUAUAAAACCUUGUUGUCCCAAGGUCUCGUCCUUUCUAUGCACACCAAAAUGAUGAUUUGUUUCUCUGAAUUGCCUUGUGAAGGCUAACACUGUAAGAUCGUAUUUUACAACUUAGCUAGUCAUGUUGGCAAUAGAACAUGCUUUCAAAUGAUGCCCACCUGACCCAGAUUGCGAUUUAUAAUGGGCCGUUUUUUGGAUUGCGUAAACAACAACAGUAAUUGUGUGAUGGUGGGGAUGCAGGGCUGUGCUCCAUACAAAACGUUCUUGGUCUAGUUCCUCAACGGCACCAUGGCAUUCUUUUGGCUUAUGUUGCACCAACCCCACAUUUUCCAGGAAUUAGAGCGAAUCUUAGUCCAACUGCUAGUUCAUAACCUGGUCUUUAUGGUGUCUCUCUUGUAGCCCUGGAAAGCUGAAAGCAGCCAAAGCAGCAUCCACAGUCCUCUGCAACAUGUUCCAGUACAAGAAGCUGCACAAGGACUACAAACAGGUGAGAAACACCACUGGAGAAUGGUAGAGAGGAGAGGAUCACAGACCUACUGGAGAAUGGUAUAGAGGAGAAGGAAUCAAGAUACUGGAGAAUGGUAGAGAGGAGAGGAUCCACAGACUACGGGAGAAUGGUAGAGAGGACGGAUCACAGACUAUGGAGAUGGUAGAGAGGAGGAGCACAGAUACGGGGAGAAUGGUAGAGAGGAGAGGAUCACAGACUACUGGAGAAUGGAGAGGGAAGAGGAUCCAGAUCUGGAGGAAGAGAAUGGUCGAGCGGGGGCUCAACAGACUACGGAGAGCAUGG
Molecule: messenger RNA, 24653 nt
Organism: Coregonus sp. 'balchen'
Lineage: Eukaryota; Metazoa; Chordata; Actinopteri; Salmoniformes; Salmonidae
Source: the annotation of a GenBank genome assembly